Molecule: messenger RNA, 3093 nt
Organism: Columba livia (rock pigeon)
Lineage: Eukaryota; Metazoa; Chordata; Aves; Columbiformes; Columbidae
Gene: TMEM263
Product: transmembrane protein 263
Exons: 5
Coding region: 320-670 (116 amino acids)
Source: RefSeq, a predicted model, not a curated record
GCCGAGGGGGCCGCGCCACGCCGGGCGCUGGGGCGGGGUCUGCGGGUGCCGACGGGGCGGGCGCCACGUCGGCAGCGGGGAAAGGCGCCGGAGUAAAGUCUGCGGCGGAGCGCAGCUGAGCCGUGCCUGCUGUGCGGUGUGUGCAGAAUACUUUUGUGGAAACAACUAACUAGACAUCUUCACGAAGGAGUAUAUUUGCAGGGAGCGUGAAGAGGAACCUUCCUUAGGAUACACUACGGUCUGGUGACCCGGGGACUCCUGCAACGGGGGACGUACGAGCUUGGAUCUCUUUAGACGAAGGAGGCAUUGAACUGCAAUAAUGAAUCAAACGGACAAAAAUCAACAGGAAGUCCCAUCAUAUCUUCAUGAUGAACCACCAGAAGGUGCAUUAAAAGACCACCCACAGCAGCAGCCUGGCAUGCUUUCUCGUGUGACUGGUGGCCUCUUCAGUGUCACGAAGGGAGCUGUUGGUGCCACAAUAGGGGGUGUUGCUUGGAUUGGAGGGAAGAGUUUGGAAAUCACCAAAACAGCGGUCACAUCUGUGCCUUCAGUGGGAGUGGGGCUGGUCAAAGGAAGUGUUUCUGCUGUGGCUGGAGGUGUUACAGCUGUAGGAUCUGCUGUUGCCAGUAAAGUGCCUUUAACAGGAAAGAAAAAGGAUAAGUCUGACUAAAACCAAAACUGAGACAUACUUGAUUCUCCAGAAGAUUACACCAGUGGCAUUAAAAUCUGCUAAGAUUUGGACCAUGAGAAGCCAUGUGUCUUAGACACUUUAUCUUCUAAACAGCUGUGCAAGUAACUCGAUUUCAUCUGAAAAGGACGGAAGAAGCUUGGCAAGCACAGAGUAUGAAGAUUUAUUAGAGCCUAGAUUGAAGUUUUGUAUCUGGUGAAAUGUUACACUUGAUAACUAUAGAAGUGAGUAAAUGUAUCUGAAGGGAUAAUACAUAUUUUAAUAUUCAUUUACUGUAAGUCUUUUGCAGUUUGGGACUAAAAUGUGAACAUAGAAACUUGGUAAUCUCUGCUGUACCAUCAAUAUGACGAGAUGCCAUUCACUGUUCUCAGUGGUUUCUGAAUCCUCCUGCUACAAGGGUCCUUCAGCUGUGUAAUGGUGUUGUUGGACGUACUUGAAUAGCUUGUCAUGAAUCAGUAUUUGCAGGCAGCAUAUAAACUAUCAAUGACUGCAUUCAGCCAGUGUGGACUGGAGCAAACAGAACUGGAGGUGUGCAGAAAUUGGAAAUGAGAGUGGGAGAUAGACCUGAAAAAGUUUGACAACACGGUAGAAGGGAUCAUAAAGAGUAAACUAACUUAAUGCCUUAUUAGAAGAAAAUACCUUUUUACUAGGUGAAGCUGUGUAAAGAACUGUCCUCUUGUUUCAGUGCAGUUUACAGAAUGAGCUUUAGAUGCUCUGUACAAAUCCUGGUAUCUGAAACUUUGUCAGUUUUUACUGAAAACAAGAUUGCUCCAUCUCAGGUGUAUUUAAUGAUAUGCAUCUAUCUCCUGCAAGUGAAAACUUGCUUCUAAUAAUCUUCUUAUAGAUUCUAGAAAAAAAUGAGAGCUUAAAGGAAACUGAGCUGAUGUGGUCAUCCAGCAUAACUGUCUGACUUGAAAUAAAUUCUUUUGUGUGGUUGGAAACCGCUGCGGAACUAGCAAAGCUAUUGUCUCAACUCCAUGAUGCACCAGGUGAGCUUCUUGCUCUGUUUAAACAAAUGCAAGGAAUUUUUCACUACAUCUUCCUGUCAUACUUUGAUUUUUGAGUAAAAUGCAAUACUGUUAUUUAAAACAAACCAAAAAAAGGUAGAUGAGGCCUUAAAAAAAAAAAAAAAAAAAAGAGAAUUAUUCAAGUAAAGUGUAUACUGACAGAUUCCAAACGUUGACACACCUCAAAUGGGAACAUCUGUAGGUCCUCAGCAGCGCGUGACGCAAAAUGCACUUGUAAUACACAGCAUGAGGUUGCCUUAAAAUAGAAGCUGUUGGCGAUCUUCUUUUUUUUUUCUCAUGUGUACUGACUUUUCAAAUAAGUAACUUCUUUGGAAGCCCGUAGAAGAAGUCUGUGAAUGUUGUGUAUGCAGCAUUUUCGAAAACCUUGUGUUCUUGCAGAGAACUUCCAAGCACGUGAGCUUACUUUUUCAGUGGCUAUGGUCAUACAAGAAGGAUAUAUAGGGAGACUUUUUAGGAAUUAAAAAAAAAAAAAUCAAAACAUAUCACUCGUCUAAAACUUUGUCCUAUAUUCGUGGAUGUUGAAGGUAUACUAUGUGUAAGUUAUAGUACUGUAGUCAGCUAGUCUCUCUGAGCCUUGGGUACUUCAACUGCAGUCUGGAACAACUUUAUCUGAUAUCAGUAAUUGUUGUAUAUGUUGGUAGCAUGGUGUUUGUCGGGAUUUGGGGCAGUGGGGAGAGCAAAAACCCAGCAAAUCUGCUCUUGUGAGUUGCAUCAGCUUCUCAGCUCAGUUCUGCUGCAAAGGUGUAAUGACAUAAGUUUGUACAACAAAGGGAAGACUUUAACUUUGUUUUAUAGUCAAAAGCUAAUCGCCUAGAAUAUAGUGUAGUUUAAGGAUACCAGUUAGCUCUAGAAAUGAGCUAGUUUGGGUAUCGGAGGCAAUCUAGCUGCAGCAAAUAAUAUAGUAUCGUCUGCUCCCUCGCAGUUUCCAAUGUAGAUGUAUCCCCAGAGUGCCACCACUGAACUCUUUUAAGUCACCUGUUUGGAGCAUAGUGAUAUUUAUGACACUCAGCCACACACUUCCUCAUCGUUUUCUGAAAAGAUAAAUGUUGAACUGGUCAUACCUCUUUUUUAUGACAUUCUCUAAUUUUUAUACUAUGAAACUUGCUGCGAAACAAGUGUUGUCUGAGAUAAGCAAUGUUAGAUCCAUAAAGAGCUUCCACCACUUCAUUAUGCUUUGUUCUUAACAUAUCUUGUAGUUAUUAUUUCUGAAUCUUAUAAGUGAAAUGCUUUAAUGUCGCAUAUGGUUUUAGUUUUGGAAGAGCUUUGUCCUAUAUCCUGCGUAUUUUCCAUUCACUUACAGAACUUGCUUCGUCUUAAAAACUUGUUCUGAUUCUGUCCUGACACUUGUGAAACAUUAAAUUUUUGCUAUUUCAGACA